Messenger RNA from Cordyceps fumosorosea ARSEF 2679, 1281 nucleotides. RefSeq names its product mating-type alpha-pheromone receptor PreB. The record is from RefSeq and is a predicted model, not a curated record. Lineage: Eukaryota; Fungi; Ascomycota; Sordariomycetes; Hypocreales; Cordycipitaceae. The transcript has 2 exons. Gene Ontology annotation, biological process: G protein-coupled receptor signaling pathway. Gene Ontology annotation, cellular component: membrane; G protein-coupled receptor homodimeric complex. Gene Ontology annotation, molecular function: pheromone binding; mating-type factor pheromone receptor activity. The coding region runs from base 1 to 1281 and encodes 426 amino acids.
AUGGAGAGCCCUCCCCAAGAGGUCGUCGACCCAUCCUUUGACCGGUUCGCCGGCAACGUCACCUUCUUCCUCGCCGACCACAAAACGACCGCCUCGGUGCCCAUGCACACGCUCAACGCCUACUACGACGAGUCCAUCAGCAUCGUCAUGAACUACGGCGCCCAGCUCGGCGCCUGCCUCAUCAUGCUCCUCGUCGUCCUCGCCCUGACGCCCACAGCCAAGCUCUUCCGCCCCGCCUCCGUCCUGCACCUCCUCGGCCUCCUCAUCUCCGUCAUCCGCUGCGGCCUGCUCUUCUCCUACUACGUCGCGCCCUUUAGCCACUUCUACCAGAUCUGGGCCGGCGACUUCUCCGCCGUGCCGCGUCGCUACUGGGACGCGAGCCUCGCCGCCAACACGCUCGCGCUGCCGCUCGUCGUCGUCAUGCAGGCCGCGCUGGUCAACCAGGCCUGGACCAUGGUCGCCUUCUGGCCGCAGAGGUACAAGUACGCCGCGUGCGCGCUCUCGGGCGUCAUCGUCCUGCUGACGGUCGGCUUCCGCCUGGCGUACACCAUCGUGCAGAACCACGCCAUCAUCACGGCCGACCCGGCCGUCUGGUUCUUCUGGGGCGUGCAGUGGACCGUCGCCAUGGGCGCCGUGUCCAUCUUUUGGUUCUGCGCCGUCUUCAACGUCAAGCUCGUCUCCCACCUCAUCAAGAACCGCGGCAUCCUCCCGUCCACGACCCUGAUCAACCCGAUGGAGAUUCUCAUCAUGACCAACGGGACCCUGAUGGUCAUUCCUUCCGUCUUCGCGGGCCUGGAGUGGGCCAAGUUCACCAACUUCGAGGCCGGCUCCCUCACCCUCACCGCCGUCAUCAUCAUCCUGCCCCUCGGCACCCUCGCCGCCCAGCGCAUCUCCGCCAAGGGCUCCCAGAGCUACCUCGCCGGCAACAACCACAACCACAACCACCGCAAGCACCAGACCCAGACACGCAGCGACUUCCGCAGCGCCGGCACCGCCUCCACCCUCCACACCAAACCCUCCUCCACCGUGACCUUUUCCACCACCAGAGGCGGAAACGGCGCGCCAGUCACGCCGCAAAUGUCGGCGGGGUCCAGGACCGACGACGUGUCGCUGCUCAUCGACCGCCGCCCGGAGCGCAUGGACCCGAUCGACCUGGAGCUCGGCAGGAUCGACGCCGCCUUUGAGGGGCACCAUGAGGAGGACGGGGACGAGGUGACGUCGUCGUGCGCGCGGUCGGCCGAUCAGCGGGGGAGAAUGCAAAGGGACGACUUUGUGUUGUGA